GAAAUAAGGAUUUUCCAAAUAAUCCAAAAUUGCCCCAAGAAAAAAAGCAAGAUAAGCAAAAAGAUAAUUCGAAAAAAUUAGAAAAAGAAUUCCAAGAAAUAAAAAAACAGUUAACUGAGGUUCAAGAGAAAUUAAUCGAAACUUUGGCAAGAGUAGAAAAAUUGGAAGGCAAGGAAGACAAGGAAAUAACUAAAAAAUUAACCCAAAUUAAGAAAAAAAAUGAAGAAUUGGCUAAAACUACGGAAAUUGGUUCUUCAUCGGAAAUUAAGGAACAAAUUAGUAAAUCACAAAAGUUAUUAAAAGAAGUGCCUGAUAAUACUACUAACCAGAAAGUUGGAGAUAAUAAGGAAAAUGGCUGA
Ambispora gerdemannii is the source of this 359-nucleotide messenger RNA. NCBI's taxonomy places the organism in Eukaryota, Fungi, Glomeromycota, Glomeromycetes, Archaeosporales, Ambisporaceae. The record is from the annotation of a GenBank genome assembly.